Acanthoscelides obtectus is the source of this 4235-nucleotide messenger RNA. Lineage: Eukaryota; Metazoa; Arthropoda; Insecta; Coleoptera; Chrysomelidae. The record is from the annotation of a GenBank genome assembly.
UCAGUUACAGUCGAACAAGAAUCGUUUGAAUUAAAUGUAUAUCAACUCAUUCUAAAAGGCUAUUAUUUGCUCCACAAUAUCCGACUUAGAGGAGGUACAAUCUUCUUGUGGUGACAUUAUGUGAAUGAGUUGUAUUGUUUCGCUAUCAUCAAGCUUCAAUAAAGUAUUGUUGUUAGAUUUGUCAUUACUAAUAGUAUUUUGAUUCAAUAAGUCACAACUGAAUCAUAUUUCUCGGGUAAAAAAUCUGUGACAAAUUGUGAAAGCUGCACUGGAGAGGUGUUCUAAUGGAUGCAGACUCUAAGAAUAGAUAAUAUAGUGAACCAUUUACUGUUUUUUUUUGAGGCUGAUCGCACCUACUAGGCAAAGGAUGAUGGUACUAGGGAAAUUCAUUUUAGUAGCAUUUAUUGCAGAAUUUACGGUAAUAAAGGUAGGCGCAGUUCGCCAGAAGCGUAGCAUUGACUUGAUUGCUGCUCACAGCCUCAUAUCUCAGGAGCGAUUGCCAACUGACACUGCUCCAUCAGGAUACCAUCUGUUCCUGAGGCCGGACUUUGAAAGCGGUUACUUCGAAGGCUAUGUUGUGAUCAACGUCACUGUGCAGCAUAAGACUUAUGAAAUCGUACUGCAUGCUCACAAGGAUUUGCAGAUUGAGCUGAAGAACGCCACUCAAGUAGCUCCUGAUGACGAGGAACUGAAAAAGAAUUCCACUGAAGCGGAUGCCUUCAAACCUCAGCUGCUCACAAUAGAAAGUGCUGAAAAGGUGAAGAAGAAACCUUUAUACCAGAUAUCAUUUGGCAGUCCUAUUAAACCUGGCGCUCAACUUCAAGUCUACAUUCAAUUUUCUGGACCACUGUUCAAUGACACAUCGGAAGGUUUCUUCAGAAGUAGCUACCCGGACAUUGCGACGAAGAAAGCAAAAUGGCUAGCAGCUACACACAUGAGACCAAACAUGGCUAGAAGUGUCUUCCCUUGCUAUGAUGAACCUGCUUAUAAGGUGCCCAUGGUAAUUUCCGUCGCAAGGCCCAAACACAUGAUCGCCACAUCAAAUAUGCCUGUGGAAAAAACAACAGAAGACCCCAGGUUAAAGGACUGGGUAUGGGACACCUUCCAGAAGACUCCACCUAUAGCCACAUAUUCCAUCGGUGUCGUCAUAUCGGAAUUGAGCAGCCUUAGUUAUAACUUGACUGGAAAAGAAGAAGUUCCAGACAUAAGCGUAACAAUUUGGGCCAGGCCAGAUUUCAUAAAUGCAAUCAAUGACAGUACGAUCAAGAUAGAUAAGACAUUGAAGAUUCUUGCUGAGAUUUGGGGAACCCCGUAUCCUCUACCAAAAAUAGACAUAUAUGCUCUGCCCAACUAUCAAGCUACCAAACCUGCAGAUGCAUGGGGAUUGAUUUUAUUCAAGGAGAGUGAGUUAUCUGGUCGUGGUUCUUGGCAUAUAGCUCAAGAGUUAGUGUAUCAAUGGUUGGGUGCCCUAGCAACUCCAUUUUGGUGGAGCGAUGCUCACAUCAAUAAUGCUUUGGUUCGAUACGUUACAGCAUACACAACCAUACAGAUGCAAGAAAACGAGACGUUCUCCAAUUGGCCGAUGACAAUGCUCUAUUCCAUAUACUACGAAUUUAGCAAACGAUAUCCACAUGGUAAGAAUACGGCUAUCAAACAAGACUCAACAUCAGCAAAGACAGAACUCGUAUUCAGAAUGCUCAACUAUACUCUAGGAGAAGAAACCUUCAAACGAGGUUUGCAGAGAUUCAUGGCUGAUAGACAGUACAAGACAUUCUUCGGCGAUGACAUCUGGUUGUGCAUCACCGAACAGGCACGAUUUGACGAAAAGUUGCCAGUACCGAUAACUGUGAAUGAAAUCGCAGCCUCUUGGAUCACUAAGGAUCGAUUACCAGUACUCACAGUCACCAGGAAUUAUACCAGCAAUACUGCAACGUUAACACAGCAAGUGUAUCUGAGGGAACGACCACAUGAUGUGCCAGAUCAAGACAAGUAUCUUUGGUGGAUACCAGUGGUUCUAGUGAGGCAAGAUAAGCUAGACUUCCAUAACUCGACACCUUUCAUUUGGAUGCGAAGCGAAAGAGAAAUACAAAUAGAGGGCUUACCUAGAAGCGAUUCAUUUGUCAUAAUUAAUCCUGAAGAAAUUGGUCCAUUUCCAGUGAACUAUGAUGCGAAAAAUUGGAAUAUGCUGUCGAACUUUCUCAACUCUCCGGAUAGAACCCAAAUUCCUGUGACUACGAGAGCCAAGUUACUUCAUGAUGCUUGGAAUCUUGCUUUCGCAGGCAAUCUGAGCUUUUCCAUCGCUCUGGACAUGACGCUUUUCUUAAAAGAUGAACGGGAUUAUCUGGCCUGGGAUCCCGUGUUCACACUUAUUGACCAUAUUGGAAAGCACAUCGAUAGUUCUCCAACAAUCCACAAAAAAUUCCAGAACUACGUACGAUUGCUUUUAAGCCCAUUAUACGAAGAACUCGGCAGUGAACCAAAAGAAGGAGAAGGUGAUGGUACGUCUCAUCUCAGAAGUUCACUCAAAAUAUUUGUAUGUCAAGCUGGGUAUUCGCCUUGCAUUGAGGAAGCACAAGCUGCUUACAGGAAAUGGAUGGAGGCCAAGAACCCCGAUGAAGGCAAUCCUGUGGCAAACCAGUACAUCUGCCCCGUAUUCAAAUGGGGCACGAUGGAGGAAUGGGAGUUCGGCCUACAGCGCGUUCUCAACUUUCCCUCGUUUAGGAAGCAGAAUGAACGCACAUACCUGUUGAAGACACUGGCUGGCUGCCCCAACGCACCUGAGAAGAUCGAGAAGUUGCUUACUGUGACUGUUUUGGAGAAGAAUGUGAACUUCAGCGACAACGACAUAUAUCUGCUCUUCAGUAUGAUAUCUACCAAUGCUAAUGGGUAUAACACCACGUUUGAAUUCCUGAAGAAAAACUGGAAUGCUAUUAAAAAGAGGUUUGAGGACAAGCCGUAUCUAUGGAACAGCAUGGUGACAGCGGCAACAAACUCCUUUAAAACGGAAGAGGGCUUGGAUCGGGUACGCGCACUGUACGUUGAGAAACAGAACGAAUUCGGUACCGCCGAUUUUGUGAUCGAGAAGGCGCUGGUUAAUCUGAAGGAAGAAGUUAGAUGGAGUAAGGAAAAUCUCCCGGUUAUCGAGAAAUGGUUGGACAACUACAUAUCCAUUUAUGGAUCCAAGAAUUCCAUGGGAAGAUAAUGUACAUGGGAUUAUAUUUUUAGUUGAACUGAUUUCAAACAGGAACAUUCCUGUUCUUGAGCUGAAAGGAGAUGAUUCAACAACCAAUAAUAUAAUCUGUGAAGAUUAAAAAAUAAAUUCCACAGUCAUGUGUAUCGUCAUACAAUUCAAACUCUACAGGGCUAAGUUGCUUCCCUUUGAGUUUAUUUAACAACAUAAUGUUUUUUUUAAAUACAUUAAUAUAUCGGGAUCUUUCUGAUAUUUAUUAAGUGGAUCGAAACAUCGCAUGUUAUUUUGAAAGUUGCUUGGAUUUUUGAUAUUUUCAAUGUCCAAUUAUUGUUCACGGCAACAUAUUUCAGUAACGACAUCAUCAUUUUCGAGAUAAUUAACUUUUUCUACAGUUUCAUUAGCUGUCACUGUUAUAAAGCUUUAUGUUUGUGUUAUAAACAUUGUCAAUAUAAACAAAUAUUUUUUUCAAAUAUUCACUAUGAAAUGUUCAGACAUUGUUAUCAAACGACUUUCUCUGAUUUUCAAACAAUGUACAGAAGUGUAUGCUUAGAAUUAAUAUUAUCCUAAUUGAUCAUGUCAGCUUUUGAAAGUAUUGAUGCUACAUAAACAUUAGAUUAUUGAAACUCAGAAGAGUUGUAUGCAGCGGAAAUGUAUUUAUAGGUUAUUUAACCAUAAUAUAGCUAUCUAUUUAUAUAGUGAGAUAAGUACAGAUUGUGAAUAAAUUAACGAUCAUGAGAUCAUAAACAAAUCACGUUUUUGUUUACCCUGUCCCCCAACUUGGUGCUUCAACAUAGUAUGCUUUAUUGCAUCAGAAUUUAUAGCAGGGUUAUCAGUUAUACUACAAAGCAAGACAUUAUAAAUUCUGAAUUAUUUAGAUAAAUUAUCGGUUAAACUGGUCAGAGAGCCCAUAUAAGAAACUUCAUCAAUCAGUUAAAACGCAUAGAUAAUAUACAGGAUGUUCAUUUGAGAACUUUCCACUACGGAUUUAUCAAAAACUACUGAUUAAAAAAAAACGCCGAGACACGUCAAAUGAUUUGUGAAGCGG